Messenger RNA from Ophidiomyces ophidiicola, 1770 nucleotides. RefSeq lists its product as uncharacterized. The record is from RefSeq and is a predicted model, not a curated record. NCBI's taxonomy places the organism in Eukaryota, Fungi, Ascomycota, Eurotiomycetes, Onygenales, Onygenaceae. The coding region runs from base 1 to 1770 and encodes 589 amino acids. The transcript has 4 exons.
AUGUCUCAAGACCCUUGCCUAUUCGAAAAUGCCAUUGAAGGGCACCCUGGGUUCGAAGCUAUCACGACGAGAGAGCUACAGAUGAUUAGAAUAAUGGAGGCUAUAACUGAUAAGCCAGGCUGGGAGAUGAAGGUGUUCGACGAUAACAUAGUGAAUAAAUGGCGGGCCGAGCUUGCGGCCAUGGGAAAUCCUCCAACGACGAAGAUGGUGGACUGGAUCAUGGAAGAGCUCCGCUUCAAAGCGAAUAUGUACAAUGAGAUCGACAUGGUCUACGUCUAUGAUGGCGAUAUUGUUAAAUCCGAUACCAUGGUUCCGAAGUCCCUUCAGGCAUCAUUGAAGGCCGCGGUCGCGCCUUUGGAGAAUGUCCCGGACGAGGACAAGGACUACCACCCAGGCACGAACAAUCAGGUGCUUGACCUUGUGCACCCUUCUCUGUUCCCACUUGUGUAUGGAAAGACGCGCGUUAUCGCAGACGGAUGCCUAACCGUCCAAGACGGGAUCAAGCGCGCCGGGGAGGGCGAGAUCGUCGAGUGGGCUGGACCCUACCCUGAAGAUUCAGAGUCUUCUUUUUUUAGCCAGACGUUCCAAUGGCUCCCAUGCGACGUUGCUUUCGUUCCUGUCAAACGAAAAGCAGACACAGACCACCAGAAGAGCGGUGACUUGGCGCCCAACGGCGUCCGCUGUAAGAUCAGCAGCUACAUCAAUAAUCUCCACCCAGAUGACCAUGGCGAUUUGUAUUCCAUCAUCGAGCAGCUCAUCUCUCUCUCUGUGCCGCUGUGGAACCUGACAUUGUCUGGCCUGAAAGCGGAGAUACGAUCAAAGCGUAUCGAGUAUGACACCGUCACAUAUGACCCUGAUCCAGAUACGAUGCCGAACUCCAUGAAACCGCCGCGGAUGAAGGGCGAGCAUGAAAAUGAGUACUGGGGCAGGCUGCAUAGGUGGGAGAAGGAGAUCAGGAAGCUGGUUUUGCCGGAACCGGGAGAAUUCACGCCUCGCCCUGUCAUUUCGAAGUAUCACUUUUUAGGAGACUAUAAGGGAAAGCCCAGCAUGGUGCCGGAAGAGCAUAUUGUUGACUUAUACGCGGACUAUAAGGAAUCUGGCAUUCAAGUUAUCGUGAAACUGGCAAAUAUCCACUUGACCCCAGACAACCCAACGUACCCAGGGGGUUCUUGGCAUGUAGAGGGACAGCUGAACGAAAGAAUAUGCGCUACCGCGCUAUACUACUAUGACUCGGAGAACAUCACAGAGUCCCGCCUCGCUUUCCGAAGGCAGAUCAACGAAGAAUGGGAACAAAAUAUCUCCUACCCGCAAGAACACCGCUCCUGGCUAAAGGAAGUGUUCGGGUUGAGAGAUGGCGGCCCCAUGGUUCAGGAGGUCGGCAGCGUAGUCUGCAAGGAAGGGCGUCUCCUCACCUUUCCGAACACCUUCCAGCACAAAGUCAUGCCGUUUUCACUACAGGACGCCACCAAGCCCGGCCACCGGAAGAUCGUCGCGCUCUUCCUGGUCGACCCCAACCUGCGCGUCCGUUCCACCGCAGACGUGCCGGCGCAGCGACGGGAUUGGUGGGAGAGGGUUCUUUCUAUAGACGAUAUCCUGGUCGGCCUGCCGCAGGAGCUCAAGGAUCAGGUGGAGGACGAGCUGGAAGGGUUUAUGAUGUCGAUGGAUGAGGCGAAACAGCUCCGCCUGAAGUUGAUGGAAGAAAGAAGCAGGUUUGUUACACAUCACACUAGCUCAAUUGAGGCGUUCGAGUUCUCGCUAUGUGAGCACUGA